This is a messenger RNA of Hibiscus syriacus, 635 nucleotides long. RefSeq names its product 60S ribosomal protein L30-like. The record is from RefSeq and is a predicted model, not a curated record. Gene Ontology annotation, molecular function: RNA binding; structural constituent of ribosome. The transcript is spliced from 5 exons. Lineage: Eukaryota; Viridiplantae; Streptophyta; Magnoliopsida; Malvales; Malvaceae. Bases 95 to 433 code for a protein of 112 amino acids. Gene Ontology annotation, cellular component: cytosolic large ribosomal subunit.
UGUGUUCUAAACCCUAUAUUCAGCUUCGACAUCUUUGUUAGAGGAACCUUCAGCAGCGGAGCCUUGAAGAAACCAACUGCAAUUAUAAAUAACAAUGGUGUCAGGCAAGAAAACGAAGAAGACCCAUGAAAGCAUCAACAACAGGCUGGCUCUCGUCAUGAAGAGUGGGAAAUACACUCUUGGCUAUAAAACAGUGCUCAAGUCCCUCCGGACCUCCAAAGGGAAGCUGAUUAUCAUUUCGAACAAUUGUCCACCGCUGAGGAAAUCUGAGAUUGAAUACUACGCAAUGCUUUGUAAAGUUGGGGUUCACCAUUAUAAUGGAAACAACAAUGAUCUAGGAACUGCUUGUGGGAAAUAUUUUCGUGUAUCCUGCUUGAGUAUCGUCGAUCCCGGUGACUCCGACAUCAUCAAGUCUCUACCAGGCGAUAACUGAGUCAAUGAAGGUCAGGUUCUCUACCAUUUGACAGCAUAAUGAUGAUGUUUCUUUACAUUUUCACUAUAUUGUUUUGCUUUGCCCUCACCUGUUUUUGUUUAAGAGGAUUUGGUAUUUUCUUAUUGUUAAGUUGUGGAUGUUGCUAAAAUUUGUAGCUUGAAUACCAAUUUUUUUGUUUUGAUUAAUGAGGAUUCUGGAUUUU